Entrophospora candida is the source of this 166-nucleotide messenger RNA. The record is from the annotation of a GenBank genome assembly. Lineage: Eukaryota; Fungi; Glomeromycota; Glomeromycetes; Entrophosporales; Entrophosporaceae.
AUGACAUUAUCAAAAAGAAAAUCUCAUUCAAAUAGCCAAAAUUGUAGUGGAAAGGGAAUUUUUAUCAAUAAAAAUAAGCAAGCUCGUUAUAAUCAAGAUGAUGAUUAUGCUCCAGAAGAAUAUUCUUCUGAUAGUUCUGAAAUUGCUGAUGAAUUUAUAGGAGCUC